AUGAUACGUGUUCAGACGUUGCGCCAGUUGACAAUUAUAAUUGGACUGACGCUAUGCAGCAUUUCCGAAGGGUUUAUUUUUGGUCAAAUGUCCGGAAUGGUGAACGCUCUACGAGGUGCAAAUAGUGAAAUAGCUCUCAGCGAAGACGAUAUUUCUUGGAUAGCCUCAACUAUAAAUGCAACAUGUGUAUUUGGCUUUGCCAUAGCUGGACUAAUCACGGAAAAAGUUGGACGACGACGAGCCAUCUCGCUUUUAAACCUUCCAAUGCUGGUGACAUGGAUAAUGAUAUAUUAUGCGACGGAUUUUACAACUUUUAUUAUCUCUAGGUUUAUAGUUGGCGUCAGUUUUGGAGGUGUGCUUUUAUUAACUUACGUCGCAAUGGCCGAGUACACCGCACCCGGUCAGAGGGCUAUUUGUGUAAAUCUUGUAUCAGCUGUGGGGCCAUCAAUUGGCACGACAUUGGGACACGUACUAAGUAUUUCACUGCACUGGAGAACGGUUGCAAUGAUAGGAAUUAUUCCUACAGGAUUGUCAGUCUUAUUGCCUUGCUUUUGGGUAGAAAGUCCAUCGUGGUUGGCAUCUAAGGGAAGAUUCGAUGAAUGCGAAACCGCGUUCAGAAAACUGCACGGUCGUCAUGAGGCAUCUGAAUCAGAAUUAGCAUUACUUUUAAAUUUGGAGAAAGUAAAACAAGAAGAUUUCUCACCAAACAAACAGUUUAUGCUUUCGAUAAUUGAAAAAAUAACGGCCGCAUUAAAACAACGGUAUUUUUUGAAGUUAAUUAUGUUGUCUGUGGUCAUCAGCGUAUAUAGGGUGGCGGGAGGCAAAAUAUUAUAUUGUACUAUGGCCAUAACAAUGUUGCAAGAAAUGACUGGGAGCUCAAACAUUUUGUUAUUUACAUUGCUCGUAGACGGAUUCAUCAUUAUUGGCUCAAUUUUACCUUGUUUUCUUUUGAAAAAAAUGAAAAUGAGAACUCUUUUACUUUCUUUUGGAUUGAUAUCUAAUGUUGCCCUCAUUAUAUUGAGCAUUUGCCUUUAUUUCAUACCAAAAACUAAUUCAUAUUUAGCGUGGAUCUGUUCUUCAAUUUUAGCUUUUUAUUUCAUUACUGUGUACUCAGGUCCUUAUGCAGUAUUAGAAAUAUUAAUAUCGGAAGUCUUUCCAUUGGAACUUAAGCCUUACUGUAUAUUUUCAGGGGGAAGUUUUAAUGGUUUUGCGCAAUUUUUAUGCAUUAAAUUAGCACCAAAUAUGUUCGCUUUGAUGGGUUAUCAUGGUGUAUUUUUGUUAAAUUCUACUAUUGUAUUUUUAUGUCUGGGAUACCUUUGGGUUUUUAUGCCAGAAACAAAGGGAAGAACUCUGCAAGAAAUAGAAUUAUAUUUCAAACAAAGCACUUCUACGGAAAAUAAAAAUUGUGCUCAAUCUGAGACUUUACUUUCCAGAGGUCACGCAGUAAAUAAGGAAUUCAAGUUAAAUGACACUCUAGACACGGCCUGA
Messenger RNA from Parnassius mnemosyne (clouded apollo), 1488 nucleotides. The record is from the annotation of a GenBank genome assembly. Lineage: Eukaryota; Metazoa; Arthropoda; Insecta; Lepidoptera; Papilionidae.